This is a messenger RNA of Penicillium oxalicum, 1053 nucleotides long. Its product is annotated as zinc-binding alcohol dehydrogenase family protein. The record is from RefSeq and is a predicted model, not a curated record. The transcript is spliced from 2 exons. Gene Ontology annotation, molecular function: oxidoreductase activity, acting on NAD(P)H. Bases 1 to 1053 code for a protein of 350 amino acids. Lineage: Eukaryota; Fungi; Ascomycota; Eurotiomycetes; Eurotiales; Aspergillaceae.
AUGGGCGAGUUACCGACUUCUCAACAGGCUCUGAAGGUGGCCAGUAGCGGCAGAGUUGUCCUGGAGAUAGGGCACCCGUUACCCGAGUUGGGCGCCGACGAAGUAUUAGUGCGGGUAGCUUGUGUCGCAUUGAAUCCCUAUGAUGCCAAAUCAGUCGACAUGUCGCCUAGCCCCGGCGCAACAGCAGGACUCGAUUUUGCCGGCGAAAUUGUUGCCCUGGGCGAGGCCGUCAACUCCUCCGCCCGACUUGUCGCGGGAAAACGGGUGUGCGGUUUUGUAUUCGGCAACAACCCAGACCGGCGCGAUAAUGGUGCCUUUGCUGAGUACGUCGCUGUACCCGCGUCGCUAGUUCUCUGUAUCCCGGAUUCCAUGACGUUCUUGGAGGCAGCAACACUACCUUGUGGUCUGGCCACCACUGGGGCAGCACUUUAUAAUAGCCAUCAUCUUGGCCUGCCCUUGCUGGGACCUGGGUCCGAGGUGAACAGCUCGAACAAAUCUUCAACCUACGUACUAGUGUCCGGCUUCAUUCCCAUUACCACAAGCUCCCCACACAACUUUAACCGCCUGCAACAGCUGGGUGCUGAGGCGACGUUCGAUUACCACUCGCCCACCUGUGGCUCCGACCUGCGCGACUACACCCACAACAGACUCGCCUUUGCCAUUGACUGUAUCAGCUCAACUGACUCGAUGCAAAUUUGCUACGAGGCUAUCGGGACUGCCGGUGGCAGAUAUGUGUCGCUGGACCCUUUCCCCUUGAACAAACACACUCGUCGCAGUAUUCGGCCGGUAUGGCUAUUCAGCUUCACAAUUUUCGGAUCCGCCAUUAAGUGGGAUACCCCGUACAACUUCCCGGCCCGACCAGACGACCGAGAAUCGGCCGAGCGGUGGUAUGCGGAGAUUGAGGCAAUCCUGGCGACGGGUGAACUAGUCACUCAUCCAUUCCAGGAGGAGACUGGUGGGUUGUCCAGUGUGAUCGACGGCAUAGGGGCAGUGCGCAACGGACAGAUAACAGGUUAUAAACUAGUCUAUCCGAUUCGGAACUGUGCUUACUAG